Messenger RNA from Mastomys coucha (southern multimammate mouse), 5167 nucleotides. It is a transcript of the gene Fam169a, whose product is annotated as family with sequence similarity 169 member A. Lineage: Eukaryota; Metazoa; Chordata; Mammalia; Rodentia; Muridae. The coding region runs from base 547 to 2544 and encodes 665 amino acids. The record is from RefSeq and is a predicted model, not a curated record. The transcript is spliced from 14 exons.
GGAGGUGAGUGCGCGGCGCGUGGCGGGCGAGGCCGAGCCGCGGGCUUCCUCGGGUGGAGGCGACCCCAGGUGCGCCGGCCUCCAUUUUGUGUGCGGGAAUGCUGCGCUUGUCCUCCCCGGGUCGCGGCGCCGGCUCCCGAGCCGCCCCCUCCCAAGUCCCCACCGGGAGCCCCGGCGUCCUCCGGGUAGCGGGACCCGCGCGGCGUGGGGGUGGGGCGCGGGCUCGGGCUCGGGCUCGGCCGCGCAGCACCUCCCUCUCGGCUUGCCCGGACUAGGUAUUGUAUGAAGUCUUCGCUCCUCUAGAAUUCGGGUCAUUGCCGGUUUCUGUUCCAGGGUUCUUAGCCGUCCAUCACGCAGAGCUUGGAGAGAGGCCUGUGCCACCGGAGAUGGGAGGAUGGAUCGAGUCCGGGUUGGCUUGUGGCUCCGGGUUCUUCCAGUGAAUCUACCCUGUAUCCAGCUGCUGGGUAAACUGUCUUAAAACAGCUUUGAGUGCUUUCCCUGCUCAGGGCUGCUUAAUGGCUUUCUGCUAAUGUAUCAAAUAAGAGAAUGGCAUUCCCUGUGGAUUUGAUGGACAACUGCACACAUGAGGAAUUGGAAAAUUCUGCUGAGGAUUACCUCUCCAACUUAAGGUGUGGGGAUCCUGAAAAUCCAGAGUGUUUUUCUAGUCUCGAUAUUACGAUUCCUGUUAGCCUGUCUAAUGUGGGCUUUGUACCUCUCUAUGGCGGCAAUCAGACCCAAAAAAUUCUUGCUCUCUUUGCGCCAGAGGAUUCACUUACAGCUGUGGCACUUUACCUUGUUGGUCAGUGGUGGGCCAUUGAUGAUAUUGUGAAAACAUCUGAAACUUCUAGAGAAGGGCUGAAGCAGGUGAGCACUCUUGGAGAGAGAGUGGUUCUGUAUGUUCUCAAUCGAAUUAUUUAUAGAAAACAGGAAAUGGAGAGAAAUGAGAUCCCAUUCCUGUGUCAUAGCAGUACUGACUAUGCUAAGAUUCUGUGGAAGAAAGGAGAGGCCGUUGGGUUUUAUUCAGUUAAGCCUACAGGAAGCUUAUGUGCCUCAUUUCUUACUCAGAAUUACCAAUUGCCAGUUCUUGAUACAAUGUUUAUAAGGAAGAAAUAUAGAGGAAAAGACUUGGGGCUUCAUAUGCUGGAAGAUUUUGUUGAUUCCUUUACAGAAGAUGCACUUGGUUUACGGUAUCCAUUGUCUUCUCUCAUGUACACAGCUUCCAAGCAAUACUUUGAAAAGUAUCCAGGAGAUCAUGAACUUCUUUGGGAAGUCGAAGGUGUAGGUCACUGGCAUCAGCGAAUACCAGUCACCAGAGCAUUACAGAGAGAGGCUACUAAAGUUCCAGACAUUUCUCAAUAUGAAGCCAAAAGACCUGUGUCUGGAGAAUAUGGUCUUGCUGCUGUACCAGAAUAUGAACCUGGAAGGGAAGCCACUCAGUCUAGUGAGCUACAGAUCCAUUCCCUAAAAGAUGCCUUUGCUGGCACUUCUGAAGGUCCAGAAAAGACUCCUGUUUCCACUCGUACUCGGAGCAGCCAUCUAAAGCGACCAAAGAUUGGAAAGCGUUUUCAGGAUUCUGAGUUUAGUAGUUCUCAAGGUGAAGAUGAAAACUUUGCCCAGACUUCACCUACGGCUUCAGUAAACAAAAUAGAGUAUGCUGCACGAACAUCAGAGAGCUCAGAAGAAUUCCUUGAAGAAGAGCAUGAGCAGAGAGUGAUUGAAUUUGAGGAUGAAAGCAAUGCUAAAGAUGCACAGCCUACUCUGGAACCUCAGCCACGCCUACAGAAACAAGAUGUGGACAAAGAUUCUGCAUUAGAGCCUGUGAAUGGUGAGGUAAUGGAUGCUGCCCUCAAGCCCCCCCUUACAGCUGAAGAGGAGGACUCCACCAGUGAGGGUCUUGAAGAAGAGUUAAAGGUUCCACCUUGUAAUAAUAGUGGAGAGCCUGGGAAUCCUGUCCCCCUGGUAGCAGAAUCAUCAAAAGCGCCUGAGGCCACACUAGACAAGACCUCACCUGUUACUGACUCAGAAAUGUUGACCGAUCAAGGCCCAUCUGAUGAUAAAGGACAUACUGAAGAAAAUCUGUCACUAGUUUCAAAAAAGAAAACACUUUUGGGGAGCUCAGACAAUGUUGCCACUGUAUCAAAUGAGGAAAAGUCCGAUGGUGAUUUUCCAAAUUCUGUGGUACCAGAAUUUCCUGAAGAACCAGUCUCUCAGAAUUUAUCACCCAACACUAUUUCCUCGGUGGAAGACCAGGGUGAGGAGGGGGUACCUGAGGCCCAGGAAGCAUCAGCUACUCAGAGUUCUCUGAUAGAGGUAGAACUUGAAGACAUGCCACUUCCACAGAAUGCAGGACAGAAGAACCAGUCAGAGGAGCAGUCUGAAGCGUCUUCUGAGCCACUGGAACAGUUCACACAGGCAGCAGAGAAAGCUGUGGACAGCAGCUCAGAGGAGAUCGAAGUGGAAGUUCCUGUAGUAGACAGGCGCAAUCUGAGGCGGAAGGCCAAAGGCCAUAAGGGACCUGGCAAGAAGAAAGCCAAGCUGACCUGAAUGAAGGAGAAAUGCGUUCAUAAAUCCUCUUUGUUGUUGUUGUUGUUUUUAAACCAUGGUAAUUAAUAAACAGCAUGGGGCACAGGACAAAUUCUAAAAUUUUAAUUUGAACUUACUUACAGACGCAGGUUUUCUCUUUCCUUUAGAACAAGGUUUCACCAUUCCUUUUCAUUUUUCAGGCUAUUUCGUGUAAGUAACUUUUAUUUAUGAACUAUGUGUCAAUUUUGGAAAUCUAGGUCAUAUUUUUCUUAAGCAGGUGGAGCACCUUAUCAUUAAUGUUUUAAACAUACUACUAAAAAUAUAAACUAUUAGACUUUGAUCAUAGGAAUCUUUUAUACUAAGGCUUUUAAUGGUAAAACUUGGUAAGGGUUCUCAAAGUUUUAUCUUUGAGAUAAAACCAAUUUUUGAGUAUCAAAACGAAUCUCUUUUAAGUGUAGGCAUACCUAAUCAAAAUGAGUCAGUUAAUUAAAUAUAAUAUCAAGUAAGAGAAAAAAUAGAAAUUUAUGAUCAGUGGUUUAUGAAGACGAUUGUUUUUAUUUCUUAAUGUUCGUUGUAGUCUGUGAGAAGUAGUUUAGACUGCAUAUCAUCUGGUGUUAAUGGUACUGUUAAAAGAUUUAACUGUGGUGUGGGGGUACAUAAUCUAAAAUUUAAGUUUAACACUUUCACCUGAAGUAUUAAUUUGCUAUAAUUUUUUCUCUAUAUAUUUGUAGAUGCUGAAAAGCUUGAGUACACUUUUAUCUUUUAAACACCUCAAGUUGUUGGUUUAGCAUAUAGUUUAAUUUGGAAUGUGGUCUGAUCACAGAUAGUGCAGAAAUAUAGGCCCCUUCCUGAGCCUCCUUCACUCUGCUGCUGCUGUCUAAGUCACGGUGAUUCUUCUAUCAAAAGACCUCCACCCAGCUUGCCAAUUACACCCUUGUAUCCAUUGUUGGCUAGGUCUAGAACUGUAUCUGACCACCUUUAGACCCAGAUGGAAAGAGUAAAGCUGCCCUAUGAGAUGUACAAAUGCCUAAGUUCUGAGUCUGCUGUCCCUUUGGGUCUUGUAUGCUUUAGAUGUAUUCAGAGUACUGGUUGCAGGCUACCCUGUAUGUGUCCUUUAUUGCUAUGGCAAGAGGUUUUUUGUUUUUGUUUGUUUAAGACAGGGUUUCUCUGUGUAUCAUUGAUUAUCCUGUUCUGUAAACCAGGCAGACCUCCAGCUCAGAUCUGACUGCCUCUGCCUAUUGAGUGUUAGGAUUAAAGGCGUGCAGCACCCACCUGGCUAUUUGAUAUUUUAGAAAUACUUUAAAAAAAAUUUAAUGACAAUUAGUUUUAAAAUGAACAAAAUGGUUAUUCUUAGAAUUGAUAGCUUGUCAGUAGCACUUAGGGAAUACCAUGUACUUUGUGUUUCAGUUGGAGACUAUUUUAAGACCAAUUAGAUUUGUUUUUGAAACAGCUUGAACCUUAUGAGAGAAAUGUUGGGAGUUUGAAUCAUGAUUUGAAGUGCUGUGAGUUUAUGCUCAGUCCAGUCAGUCUUCAUUCAGCUGAUUGGUGAUUUCAUCUCUUACAUUUUAUUUAGGGAUGUUGAUAUUUUAGAAGUCUAAUUAAUUAGUUAAGAUCUUUAAGCAGCAGACCAAAUAGCAAACCCUUGUAUGAAGUCAGAACAGUUGCACUUACCUGUUUUCAUUUUGGUUAGAUGUUAGAUAAUUUCAUUCUAAGUGAAAAUUAUACUUUGAUCAUUUUUUUUUCGGUAAAUGCUGUUAUAAAAUAGAUCUUACUAACUCUAGUGAAUUUGCCAAAUGCUGAUGCUGUUUUACACAUUUAGAGAAAUUUGUUAAUAUCUCAACUAGGGAUAGUAACUGAAGGGUCUGUUAAGAUUCGGGAAUUUAAAUCCUGUUUUUCAUUUUUAACACACAUUUAAAAAUUUCUGGGUAUGUUAUAUUGUUUUGUUGUUUUGGCUCUUGUUCCCCUUCCAUUACAUUCUUUAAAUGAGUGUUUUAGGAGGUUGUACUCACUGGCAGCUCAAUGUAUGAAUAGUUUCGAGAGUUAAAGGAAAAUAUUCACCUAUCACACUGGGUACUAGCAGUAUAAACUUAUACUUCCUAAACUUGUUUGAUAUAAAUGGGAUUCAAAGCAGUUUCAAAACAUUUCCUUCCGCAUACAAGAAAACUUGUUACUUGUUGUCUGUGACAUAAGUUAGUUUGUAUAGAUCAUAGAGGAAAAGUUAGGUCACAGGAAAAAUCUUUCAUAUUCAGUAACAUGUUUAUAUAAAGUUUGUAACAAGAGUUUCAUGUUCAGUAGGGAAUCUAAUUAAAUGUAGGUUUUGCAAGGCAUGAGGACUGCGGUGAUUUCAAGCAGCUGUUUGUUGAGUGCUCAGUCCCGUUCUGUAGUCUGUUUUGAACUGGUACUUCCUGUUUGAGUCAGGAUUGUGGAGGAGGAAGCUCCCUUCUGGUGUAUAUACAUAUAUAUUUCCUUAUGUAACAUAGCAGAUGAGUAUUACCAGACGUUUAGUUCUACUUUCAAACUUAAACUACUGUUAGACCACACAAAAACUUAUUUAAGAAUUUUAUUGUAAAGCUCCUUUAAAACUUUUAAAGAGAUUCUAUUAUGAUUUUUUAAAUAAAAUCAAACGGCAUGACUUAGAAUGUCA